CCUUCCCUACCCCCUCUAUCUCUCGAUCUGUACCCGUAAACGCUUUACCUAUGUCCAAUUUUUGCUGAGUCGCUCAGGGCAAAAUGGCUGGCGCCGACGAAACGCUCGCGGCCGCUGCUGCCAUUCUUCAAGGUCUGGCUCGAGAAGUCCCUGGCAUCGGCUCCUCCUCUCCUCCUUUCGACUUUCAAUUCUCCCACCCUUCCGCCAAUGGCUGCGAGACAAAACAUGCCAAACUACCUGGGCAGCCAAGUCCGGCAAAGGCGGCUUUUGAGAACGAGCUGGAGGCUUUAGUCCGCCGUGUACACCAUUUGGAAUUCCAAGCUCAGCAAAAUUCACAUCCUCCCCCGCGAACAAAACGAACCCCCUCCGGAUCGGAUGGCCGGGGCCCCGAGGACGAAAUUGACGGCGAUGAAACCGACGAAGACGAAGAAGCGGAUUCGGGAACUCGACUCGUGCGCGAAGAGGACAUUAGUUACCUACGGAAUCAUGUGCAAAAACAGGCGGAGGAAAUAAGUUACCAGAAGGACAUCAUCGCCCAAGUCCGUGACGAAUUACAACAGCAGGAAGAACAUACAAGACGGGCUUUGACCAAGGUCGAAAAUGAGGAUGUGGUCCUCUUGGAACGAGAGCUACGCAAGCACCAGCAGGCCAACGAGGCUUUCCAGAAAGCUCUUCGGGAAAUCGGCGGGAUCAUCACCCAGGUCGCCAACGGUGACCUGUCCAUGAAGGUGCAAAUCCAUCCCCUGGAGAUGGACCCCGAAAUCGCAACUUUCAAACGUACGAUAAAUACCAUGAUGGAUCAACUACAGGUAUUUGGUAGCGAGGUGUCUCGAGUCGCACGAGAGGUCGGUACAGAAGGCAUACUAGGUGGCCAGGCUCAGAUCACGGGGGUCCAUGGUAUCUGGAAAGAACUUACGGAGAACGUCAACAUAAUGGCCAAGAAUCUCACCGAUCAGGUGAGGGAAAUCGCGGCGGUCACCACCGCCGUCGCUCAUGGUGACCUGAGCCAGAAAAUCGAAAGCCGGGCUCAGGGUGAAAUCUUGGAGCUUCAGCAGACAAUCAAUACCAUGGUUGACCAACUCCGCACAUUUGCAACAGAGGUGACACGGGUAGCGCGCGACGUCGGUACGGAAGGUGUUUUAGGGGGUCAGGCUCAAAUAGAAGGGGUACAAGGCAUGUGGAAUGAACUCACGGUAAAUGUCAACGCUAUGGCGAAUAAUUUAACAACACAAGUACGGGAUAUUGCGACAGUCACCAAAGCCGUGGCCAAGGGUGAUCUGACACAAAAGGUUCAAGCCAACUGCAAAGGAGAGAUUGCUGAAUUGAAAAACAUUAUCAAUUCCAUGGUGGACCAACUACGACAAUUUGCUCAGGAGGUCACAAAAAUUGCUAAGGAGGUCGGUACAGAUGGUGUAUUAGGUGGUCAGGCUACUGUCAAUGAUGUGGAGGGGACAUGGAAGGAUUUGACCGAGAAUGUCAACCGCAUGGCCAACAAUUUAACCACCCAAGUCCGAGAGAUUGCCGAUGUCACGACUGCCGUCGCAAAGGGUGAUCUGACCAAGAAGGUCACGGCUAACGUCCAGGGUGAAAUUCUGGAUCUUAAAAGCACGAUCAAUGGCAUGGUGGACCGACUAAAUACUUUUGCAUUCGAGGUCAGCAAGGUAGCUCGAGAGGUCGGCACAGACGGCACGCUGGGAGGGCAAGCCAAGGUCGACAAUGUGGAAGGGAAAUGGAAGGAUCUCACCGACAAUGUGAAUACAAUGGCUCAAAAUUUGACAUCCCAGGUGCGAAGUAUAUCAGAUGUCACCCAGGCCAUCGCCAAGGGUGACCUCAGCAAAAAGAUUGAAGUGCAUGCACAGGGAGAGAUUCUCACCCUCAAGGUUACAAUCAACCACAUGGUGGACCGACUGGCCAAAUUCGCAACGGAGCUUAAAAAGGUCGCACGCGAUGUCGGUGUCGAUGGCAAAAUGGGCGGCCAAGCGAACGUCGAAGGGAUAGCGGGAACGUGGAAAGAGAUCACUGAGGACGUCAACACCAUGGCCGAAAAUUUGACUUCACAAGUGCGUGCAUUUGGCGAAAUUACAGAUGCCGCAACAGAUGGCGAUUUUACCAAGCUGAUCACCGUAAACGCCUCUGGUGAGAUGGACGAGCUGAAGCGGAAGAUCAACAAGAUGGUGUCCAACCUCAGGGAUAGUAUUCAACGAAACACUGCUGCCAGGGAAGCCGCCGAAUUGGCCAAUCGAACAAAGUCCGAAUUCCUGGCGAAUAUGAGUCAUGAAAUCCGAACGCCCAUGAAUGGUAUCAUCGGAAUGACGCAGUUGACGUUGGAUACGGAUGACCUCAAGCCUUACACACGAGAGAUGCUGAACGUGGUUCACAAUCUGGCAAACAGUUUAUUGACCAUCAUUGACGACAUACUCGAUAUUUCGAAGAUCGAAGCCAACAGAAUGGUCAUUGAAAGCAUCCCAUUUACCGUGCGUGGAACAGUCUUCAAUGCACUCAAAACCCUGGCGGUCAAGGCAAAUGAGAAGUUCCUCAGUUUGACUUACCAGGUAGACAACACAGUGCCUGACUAUGUCAUUGGAGAUCCUUUCCGUCUCCGCCAGAUCAUUCUUAACCUGGUCGGCAAUGCUAUCAAGUUUACCGAGCACGGAGAGGUCAAGCUCACAAUCUGCAAAUCAGAUCGGGAGCAACCUGCUGCCAAUGAAUACGCCUUUGAAUUUUCUGUCUCCGACACUGGUAUUGGUAUCGAGGAAGAUAAGCUUGAUCUCAUUUUCGACACGUUCCAGCAAGCAGAUGGUUCGACCACGAGGAGGUUUGGCGGAACAGGUCUUGGUCUGUCCAUUUCAAAGCGCCUGGUAAACUUGAUGGGUGGUGAUGUGUGGGUCACUUCCGAGUAUGGUCAUGGCAGUACAUUUCAUUUCACCUGUGUUGUGAAACUUGCGGACCAAUCCCUCAGUGUCAUUGCCUCACAGCUCGUGCCUUACAAGAACCACCGCGUGCUUUUCAUCGACAAGGGAGAAAAUGGUAACCAAGCUCCCAAUGUCAUGAAGAUGCUGAAGCAGAUCGAACUCGAGCCGUUAGUCGUCAGGAACGAAGACCAUGUUCCACCGCCCGAGAUCCAAGAUCCGUCCGGCAAGGAGUCUGGUCACGCCUACGAUGUCAUAAUCGUGGAUUCGGUUGCCACCGCUCGGUUGCUGCGGACGUUCGAUGACUUCAAAUACGUUCCUAUCGUCUUGGUUUGUCCCCUGGUCUGCGUAAGCUUGAAGUCUGCUCUGGAUCUCGGUAUCAGUUCCUACAUGACGACACCAUGCCAACCGAUUGAUCUCGGCAAUGGUAUGCUACCUGCACUUGAAGGACGAUCCACACCCAUCACCACGGACCACUCUCGAUCAUUUGACAUUCUCCUCGCAGAAGACAACGACGUCAACCAGAAGCUGGCUGUCAAGAUCCUUCAAAAACACAACCAUAACGUCUCUGUUGUCGGUAACGGCCAAGAGGCUGUAGAGGCGGUCAAACAGUGUCGCUACGAUGUCAUUUUGAUGGACGUCCAGAUGCCGAUCAUGGGUGGCUUCGAAGCCACUGGUAAGAUUCGAGAAUAUGAGCGAGAUAAUGGCCUCACUCGAACCCCCAUUAUUGCCCUCACGGCCCACGCCAUGUUGGGUGACCGAGAAAAAUGCAUACAGGCCCAGAUGGAUGAGUAUCUAUCGAAACCUUUGAAGCAAAAUCAAAUGAUGCAGACAAUUCUCAAAUGUGCAACCCUGGGUGGUUCGCUUUUGGAAAAAAGCAAGGAGUCACGAAUCUCGAGCAGCGGCGAAAUGCAUCCGGUCCAUCAGACCGGUGGCUCCGAAAACAAAGGCCAGCAGCAGCAGCAGCAACAACAGCAGCAGCAACAGCAACAACUACAACUACAUCGGCCGGGAAUGGAACCCCGGGCCAUAACUACUUCAGGGCCUAUCAGCCGUGGUAGCCUCGCCAGUCCGAAUGUUGAGAAAGACGAGGAUCUUUCCAUGGAAAGGGCACUGUUGCGAUCAAACAGCUCCUGAGGCGUUAUACAGUUGUCGUUUGCUUUUGUCUUCCUUUUCUAUCUUCUCAUCAUGCUUCCG
Messenger RNA from Aspergillus wentii DTO 134E9, 4106 nucleotides. It is a transcript of the gene tcsC, whose product is annotated as putative two-component osmosensing histidine kinase (Bos1). Gene Ontology annotation, cellular component: membrane. The coding region runs from base 84 to 4046 and encodes 1320 amino acids. Gene Ontology annotation, molecular function: phosphorelay sensor kinase activity. The record is from RefSeq and is a predicted model, not a curated record. The transcript has 3 exons. Gene Ontology annotation, biological process: phosphorylation; cellular hyperosmotic response; phosphorelay signal transduction system. Lineage: Eukaryota; Fungi; Ascomycota; Eurotiomycetes; Eurotiales; Aspergillaceae.